This is a messenger RNA of Alternaria rosae, 1886 nucleotides long. RefSeq lists its product as uncharacterized. The record is from RefSeq and is a predicted model, not a curated record. The coding region runs from base 352 to 1731 and encodes 459 amino acids. The transcript has 2 exons. Gene Ontology annotation, cellular component: cellular bud neck; plasma membrane. Lineage: Eukaryota; Fungi; Ascomycota; Dothideomycetes; Pleosporales; Pleosporaceae.
GGAUUAGCGGCUAACUCAGCCACGGCGACCGCGUCGCAUGGGUGCUUGGCCAUGUCCCGCCCCUUCCAAGCUUCACGGCCGUUUCGCCUUUGGCACCCAGCGUCAUUCCAGGGGACGUCAAGCAAGAGAUGCACCAACACAUGACCCGGACACUCACUCCUCGCCUUAUACUUCCUCCUUGAUGCCGUUGAAUUCUGUAGCGAUAUGAGGCACGUCCUGUCCCGUCGAUCGUUAUAUCCCCAUCCAUAGCCAUAUACCCCGGCCGGCCUCUGCACCGCGAACGACUCCCGUUAAACCCGCUGGACGGAAGACACUACCAACGCGUCGCCUCUUUUGACAUUCGAUAUCGCCAUGCCGUCGCUACUCGUGCACUCGCUGUUUGCGCGCCAGAAUCCGCUGGAUGAGGCUAAGAACACGCUCAGUUCCUGGGACAACUGCAUGGCCAAGGCCUACUGCAAAUGGCCGGUCAUAGUCGUAAUCAUCAUCGGAGCCCUCAUCGUCAUAUCUGUGGUUACCUGCAUAGCGCGAUGCAUAUGCUGCGGCGCCGAGUGCGCGUGCUGCUGCUUUAGAUGCUGUACGUGCUGCUGCAGCGGCAGUGGUGGAAGAGGCCACAAGCGCGUCAAGAGCGAUCCCGCCGCCCCGUACCCCACGCCAUAUGGAGCGCCUCCUCCUCCCAUGAACCCCUACGCCCAGGCGCAUGCCGCCGCGCCGCCUCCUCCGCCCAUCGACACCCGCCCGGUGAACCAGCAGUACCGCUCCAACGCCAUGCCGACCUUUGCACCCGUUGCGCAGCCAGAACGACCGCAGUUCGCGACCUUCGAUUCGACACGAGCCGUCGUCAACGAAGACUCGCUACCCGCAAUGCCCACAUGGAAAGACGGGCGCGACGUGCACGUCCAAGUCGAGGAACAACCCGCGCCCCAGAAGCAAGGCGACAUGGAGAUGGACAGGCUAGACCGCAACGGCAGUCCAAUAAGCGGAUCAAUGGGAGGAGUGGCAGCGGCUGCCGUGCCAGCAACACGACGGUCGCCUGGCCCGGGCCGGUCGCCAGUAUCGCCAAUGGACAACUACGGCCACGGCUACCCCCAAGGCGGCUAUCAAAACGAUUCCUUCGUCAGCGAAGGAGCGCCGUUGAACGGCCAGGGUGCAUACGGGCGACCACACGCGCAGCAGGACGACUACCGGAGAGGUUCGCCCGCUCACAACCUAUCACCAGUCUACAGCGCAAACGAAGGAUACGCACCACAGCAGCAGCAACAGCCCUACGGCCGCCGCUCGCCAGGCGCUCACCAAGCCUACGACUCCCACGACCAGCUGAGUCAAUACAACCAACAACCUUCCUACAAUCAACCGCAAACCUACGACCAGCGCGACUACUACGACGAACCCGACCACCGCCACCAGUCUCCCUCACCACCCGCCGCAAACUCCUACGCCUACAACAACGAUCCCUCCCCAUCAUACGAUACCUACACACCCCCGCCAGCACCAGCAGCGUUACAGCCCGGCUACGCAGCCUCUGAAUCAACCAACCAUGGCUCUUUCACAAAUGCGGCGCCAGCAUACCCAGGGCAGAGGUCAUAUACGCCUGUGGCUGGAAGUGUGGGACAGCAGCAGCCAUAUCGCGCUUUCACACCGGGCGCGGAACAGCAACAACAACAACAACCACCGCAGCAGCAGUAUACUGGAGUUAGCAGGAAGCCUGUCGAGGGGUCUUAUAGGGAAAUAUAGAAAUAGCAUGUUUGUUUUCGUAUGUAGGGAGAAUGUGAUACCCAUACAAAGAACUUGGACAUUGUGCUUGACGGUUCGUGAGCUGAAUCUUUGCCCGCAUCUCAUCUUGUGUUGUCAACACCAAGGUUCAAGUAACACUAAGAGCAAAGAGAACA